This is a messenger RNA of Telopea speciosissima, 1062 nucleotides long. RefSeq lists its product as uncharacterized. The record is from RefSeq and is a predicted model, not a curated record. The coding region runs from base 1 to 1062 and encodes 353 amino acids. Gene Ontology annotation, molecular function: protein binding. NCBI's taxonomy places the organism in Eukaryota, Viridiplantae, Streptophyta, Magnoliopsida, Proteales, Proteaceae. The transcript has 5 exons.
AUGAUUGUUCCUGAAGUUCUUACAAAAUAUAAUUAUGGAGAGUGGAAGAUUUAUAUGAAGAGCUAUUUGUUAGGUGAAGGGCUUUGGGACAUUGUGAAGGGAAUUGAAAGUAAACCUGAAGACCCCACCUCACCUGAGUUCAAGAGUUGGAGAGAGAAAAAUGCAAAGGCUCUACACGCAAUUUUAAUUUCAUGUGAAGAAGAAAUGCUAUCUUCCAUUCAGAAGAGAGACUCAGCCAAAGAUGCUUGGGAUCAUUUGGCCCUUAUGUCCCAAGGAAGGACUAGCCCUAUUGGAGAAGAGAAUAUGGCUGAAGACGCAGUCCCAGUAACAAGGUACCGGGCCUUAUAUCAGGCUGCGUUUUGGGGUGAUUGGAAAAGAACCAAGAGUCUCCUAGAUGACGACGAUGGCAACGUCUCCUCCUCCUCUUCCUUGAUUACUGCUAUUCUUUUACCAUCCUGGGGAACGGUUCUUCAUGUUGCAGUUUCAGCUGGGCAUUUGAACCUGGUAGAAAAAUUGGUGGAUAUGAUGACCCCAGAUACCAUAUCCACAAUUACAAGGACAUGUCCUAUUAGUGCCCUUAACCUCGCCGCACGCGGUGGAUUCACCAAGAUUGCAGAAGUGUUAGUGAAAAAGAAUAUAUAUUCCUUGGAAAUCCCAGACGAUACGUUUGGGCUUAUCCCAGUUGCUACGGCUUGCCGAAGUGGACACAAAGACACCACACGAUACCUUUACGCAGUGACUAUCAAGGAAACAUUGAUUCAGGGAGACCGCAAGUGUGGUGCUACACUUCUUAAUAAUGCAAUUGCGUAUGAGAUGUAUGAUAUUGUUAUCGAUCUGCUUAGCCAUUUCCCACGGUUAGCUAUUGCUUAUGAUUACGGUGGUUGGACGACUAUUCGAGUUUUGGCAUCAAUGCCAAAUGCAUUUCCAAGUGGAGGACUAUACACUACAUGGCAACAUUGGAUCUACUCAUGUGCCCCAAUCUACAAUGAAAAAGAUAUUUCCAGUCUUGACAUGGGUACCACAAACAAGGAUCAGAGUAGCAUUGAAGCUUUCUACAUCUAA